AGGUCACAGGUCUCACUUUAGGGAGAACUGUGUUGGGCACACUCCCACAUCAACAAAACGCCAACACACAGGUAGAGCUUGACACUUUGGGAAUAUGGCUUCCAGCACCUCCAGUAACCCUCUGUCCAGUGGCACCAGUGUGUUCACCACUGUUCCAGACCUCUUCUUCAUCCCUGAGUUUAUAUUCGGAGGUCUGGUGUGGACUCUGGUGGCCUCCACAAAAGUGCUGAUUGCGAACCCUCAGGGCUGGGUGAUGUUUGUCUCUGUGUUCUGCUUCAUCUUCACUACCCUGUGGUUCCUCAUCUUCAUCAGUGGAGCCAAUAAGAGCAGCAUCUGGCCUACACUGGAUGUUGUGUAUCAUUCCCUUGCAGCCUUCUUCUACCUCAGUGCAGCAGUGGUACAGGCCUACAUCACCAUUAGUCUGAAAUCACUUACCAGUAUGUUCUUCAAAGAAUACCAAUUGGAUAUUGCUGCAGUGGUGAUGUGUUAUGUGGUGACUCUGCUCUACGCCCUCCAUGCCAUCUUCUCUACGAUGAGAUGGAAGAGUUCCUCAUGAAGACCAGUAUCCACAAGACAACAGACAAUGGGGCAACAGACAUUAGUGAAGGCUUCGUAUUGACAUCAAUUGUAAUCUAUACAUAUUCAAAUAUUUUCUAUAUUAUUUUCUUCCUGCAAUUAUAGACCAUAAACCAAUUUGGAGUGAAAUGCAUAUACAAUAUAAAUAAAAAGAUAAAUAAAUAUAUUUUAUAUUUAACCAAGUGCCUGUUUCAGAUGCUGAGAUAGAAUAAAUUGAUUAUAUAAUAGUUUUUCCAGGUGUAGCAAAAACUAUUACAACGAUGUUAAAUAAAAAUGCUGAUGUGAAGCAAUGCAUUUUGUUAUGGUAGGGUAGACCUAUUAGAUGAACAUAGGAACUGAAGAGGUCUCGGUGGCUGCUCUCGUGAAAAAUGUAUACGCUAUCACCAGAACAUAGUGUAGAGGCAAACAAAGGACUGAAUUCCUCAGCAAUGCAUUUUUCACACACAGUUUCUUUUGUCAUUUUCUUGAACAAAAAGGUCAACAUGUAGUCUUAUUUGUGUAGGGUGUGUCCAGUUGGCAAAAGGUGGACUGCCUACCACAAUGCCGCAGCAGGUUUUGCAAGUCAUCCUUCUUAUAAGGGAACACCUGUCGCUCCGUUAGUUCACUGUAGUAGUCAAUAGCGAAUAGUAGGCAUAGCGCAUUGAUUGCAGAGUAUGCAGCCUAGCCUAUGGCAUUCAUUUGUUAUGCUACAGAAAUUACAAGGAAUUUAGAAUGGUAUUGAAAGCUUUAGGCCAGGGGCGGACAGGGAACAGAAACACAACGGCCCAUUUUCUUCCCUUGAGGCCCCCAUUAUUAUCCAGAUACUGAUCAUUUUAAGCAACACAUCCAGGUUAGACAGGCCCACUAUGCAAAAAUUGGACCAGGCCUUCUGGCAUGAGCUAGAAAUGCCAGAUGGCCAGUCUGCCCCAGCCUUGAGGGCUCCCGAGUAGCACAGCGGUCUAAGGCACUGCAUCUCAGUGCAAGAGGUGUCACUACAGUCCCUGGUUCAAAUCCAGACUGAAUCACAUCCAGCCGUGAUCGGGCAUCGCGUAAUUGGCCCAGUGACAUCUGGGUUUGGCUGAGGUAGGCCAUCAUUGUAAAUAAGAAUUUGUUCUUAACUGACUUGCCUAGUUAAAUAAAGGUUUAAAAUGCAGGCUGCUGAAGAACAUGGUAAAACACUCAUUACAUAGUAAUAACCUAUGCCUUACUUGUUUCUUUGGAAAAGCACCACACCAACAGUUUGUCAAUUAAGCGUGGGCUGAUAAUAUGUUGUGGUGGAUAUCCUCACAAUGAAACUUUAUUCCACUCUUUAUUUAUUCCAUUCCACAUGUAGGCAUGAUCUCUUUUAUUUUUUUGUCUGUUGUUACAAAUAUGAUGCAUGAUCAUUCGUGCCUGAUCAUGAUGCCUCACAGACAUCAUUCCAUAAGAGGCAGAUUUCACUUAUCUAAGUGUUACAUCACAGAAGGAAUGCAAUCAUUGUUUGGUGACAACAAAAUACAUCAUUUCUGUCUCUUUCUUGUACUAUGUGUUUUUUGUAAUAUGCUCUGCAGUACAAGUUGCUUUUGUACAGUAGACUUUAAAUACUUUAAAUAUAAAUAUAUAAAACCAA
Oncorhynchus kisutch (coho salmon) is the source of this 2164-nucleotide messenger RNA. Its product is annotated as myelin and lymphocyte protein. Gene Ontology annotation, molecular function: structural constituent of myelin sheath. Lineage: Eukaryota; Metazoa; Chordata; Actinopteri; Salmoniformes; Salmonidae. Bases 95 to 556 code for a protein of 153 amino acids. Gene Ontology annotation, cellular component: membrane. The record is from RefSeq and is a predicted model, not a curated record. Gene Ontology annotation, biological process: myelination. The transcript is spliced from 4 exons.